AUGAGUGAAGUUGAAGUUAAACCAAGUGCCCAACCAGAAACAGAGGUCAAAAGAGUACCUAGAAAGAGAUUUGUGGGGAAAAGAGGUCCUGGUGCUACCAAUGCAGAUGCAUCAAGAGUUAAAGGACAUGUCGGUAGAGUUAUGACACAAGUUCCACAAGAAAUAUUAGAAGAUAAAGAAUUAAACGAAGCUAUUAAAUUAUUACCAUCAAAUUAUAAUUUUGAAAUUCAUAAAACAGUAUGGAAUAUUAAAAAGCAAAAUGCUAAAAGAGUUGCAUUACAAAUGCCUGAAGGUUUAUUAAUCUAUUCAUUAAUCAUAUCUGAUAUCUUGGAACAAUUUUGUGGUGUUGAAACAAUAGUUAUGGGUGAUGUUUCUUAUGGUGCUUGUUGUAUUGAUGAUUUCACUGCAAGAUCUUUAAAUUGUGAUUUUAUUGUUCAUUAUGCUCAUUCAUGUUUAGUUCCAAUUGAUAUCACAUUGAUUAAAGUUCUUUAUAUCUUUGUUACUAUAAAUAUUGAUGAAACUCAUUUAAUUAAGACUAUUCAAAGAAAUUUCCCUUCAAAUUCCAAGAUUGCAACUUUUGGUACAAUUCAAUUUAAUCCAACAAUUCAUGCAAUUAAAGAUAAAUUAGCAAAUAAUGAAGAACAUCCAAUUUAUACAAUCCCACCACAAAUCAUGCCAUUAUCUAAAGGUGAGGUUCUAGGUUGUACAUCUCAAAGAUUAGAUAAAGAAGAUAUAGAUGCAAUGAUUUAUGUUGGUGAUGGUAGAUUUCAUCUUGAAAGUGCAAUGAUUCAUAAUCCAGAAAUACCCGCAUAUAGAUAUGAUCCAUAUUCAAGAAAAUUUACAAGAGAAUAUUAUGAUCAAAAACAAUUAAUUAAAAUUAGACAUGAUGCUAUUCAAACUGCAUCAAAAGCUAAAAAAAUUGGUUUAAUCUUGGGUGCAUUAGGUAGACAAGGUAAUAUAAAUACAUUGGCAAAUCUCGAAUCAAAUUUAUCAAAAAGAGGUAUAAUUGUUGUCAAGAUUAUUUUAUCAGAAAUUUUCCCACAAAAAUUAUCAAUGUUUGAUGAUAUUGAUGCAUUUAUUCAAGUUGCAUGUCCAAGAUUAUCAAUUGAUUGGGGGUAUGCUUUUAAUAAACCAUUAUUAACACCAUAUGAGGCAAAUGUUAUGAUGGAAAUGGAUAAAAUGUGGAAUGAAAAUUAUUAUCCAAUGGAUUAUUAUGGGAAAGAUGGUUAUGGACGUGGGAAAAUUCCUGAUCAUUCAUCUAUUAAUGUCUAA
Messenger RNA from Hansenula ciferrii, 1272 nucleotides. It is a transcript of the gene DPH1, whose product is annotated as 2-(3-amino-3-carboxypropyl)histidine synthase. Gene Ontology annotation, biological process: protein histidyl modification to diphthamide. Lineage: Eukaryota; Fungi; Ascomycota; Saccharomycetes; Phaffomycetales; Wickerhamomycetaceae. The transcript is spliced from 2 exons. Gene Ontology annotation, molecular function: 2-(3-amino-3-carboxypropyl)histidine synthase activity. The record is from RefSeq and is a predicted model, not a curated record. The coding region runs from base 1 to 1272 and encodes 423 amino acids.